AUGGGAAACUAUCAACAUCUCCUGCUGCUGAUCCUUGGGGUUUUUUGGCUAACAAUAUCUCUACCUUGUUCAGUAUCAUCAACCACUAGACGUUUUGAAUUUAAUGUUAAAUGGAAGAAUGUUAAACGUUUGUGCUACACAAAGUCGAUCCUCACAGUUAAUGGAGAAUAUCCAGGGCCAACUAUUAUAGUUCAUGAAGGUGAUCAUGUUCAAGUGAAGGUUACCAACCAAGUUGCUAUGAACACCACCAUCCAUUGGCAUGGAAUAAGGCAAUAUAGGAGUGGAUGGGCAGAUGGACCUGCAUACAUAACUCAAUGCCCGAUUGGAUUUGGUAAAUCCUACACAUACAAAUUCACAAUAGUUGAUCAGAGAGGAACUCUUUGGUGGCAUGCGCAUUUUUCUUGGCAACGAGCGACCGUCAAUGGGGCUUUCAUGAUUUACCCUCGCAUGCCUUACCCUUUCUCCCUUCCAGUUCAGGAUGAGAUUCCAAUCAUCUUUGGUGAGUGGUGGAAUUCAAAUGUGAUGUCAAUAGAAGAUGAAAUGAUUUUGACCGGGGACGGUCCUAUUUCUUCAGAUGCAUACACCAUCAACGGUUUACCAGGACCAUUGUAUUCAUGCUCUCUAAAAGAUACAUUCAUACGGACAGUGGAAUAUGGAAAAACAUAUUUACUGAGGAUAAUCAAUGCAGCACUCAACGACGAACUGUUCUUCGCGGUGGCAAAUCACAGUUUGACGGUGGUAGAAAUUGAUGCAGUUUAUACAAAACCCUUUACCACAAAUGCCAUAAUGAUCGCCCCAGGACAAACCACCAAUGUGUUGCUCACUGCAAAUCAGAACCCGGAUUCCACCCGAAUGUUUGUUAUGGCCGCAAGGCCUUAUCUGACCUCAGUUUUCCCCUUCAACAAUUCCACCACAAUUGGCUUCCUAAGAUACAAAACCACAGAAACAGAAACAAAGCCACCUUAUUAUAAUAGUACCAAAUUACCAAAAAAUCUCCCUGCCAUGGAGGACACCAAUUUUGCAACCAAUUUCGCAAAUCAACUUAAAAGCCUAGCAUCUUUUCAGUACCCUUGUAAAGUGCCUAAAAAGGUCCAGAAACAAGUGAUCACAACCAUAAGCCUGAAUCUACAAGAUUGCCCUGCUAAUGAAACCUGUAAAGGGUAUCUUAACAAAAGGUUCUCAGCAUCAAUGAACAAUCAAUCCUUCAUCCGGCCUUCCAUUUCAAUCCUGGAGAGUCAUUACAAGAGCCUCAAAUCAGAUGUUCUGUUUUCAGGUUUCCCUGAAAAUCCUCCAUUUCCUUUUAAUUAUACUGGGGUGGAUCCAGUGAAGGAGAACUUGAACACACAAUUUGGUUCAAGAAUGAUAGUCGUACCUUAUGGGACAACGCUGGAAAUUGUGUUACAAGACACCAAUUUCCUGAAUCCAGAGAACCAUCCUAUUCAUAUUCAUGGUCACAAUUUUUUCAUUGUGGGCAGGGGAUUUGGGAAUUAUGACCCGGAAAAGGAUCCUUUAAGUUACAAUCUGGUGGAUCCGCCGGAGAGGAAUACGGUGGCAGUUCCAGUGGGAGGAUGGGCUGCACUCAGAAUCAAUGCGGAUAAUCCAGGGGUUUGGUUCAUACAUUGUCAUCUUGAAGAACACACAACUUGGGGUUUAGCCACGGGUUUGAUUGUCUUAGGUGGGAAUCAUCCUUCUCAAAACUUGCUUCUUCCUCCUCCUGAUUUUCCAACAUGCUAG
Oldenlandia corymbosa var. corymbosa is the source of this 1734-nucleotide messenger RNA. The record is from the annotation of a GenBank genome assembly. Lineage: Eukaryota; Viridiplantae; Streptophyta; Magnoliopsida; Gentianales; Rubiaceae.